Molecule: messenger RNA, 1670 nt
Organism: Pelodiscus sinensis (Chinese soft-shelled turtle)
Lineage: Eukaryota; Metazoa; Chordata; Testudines; Trionychidae
Gene: MAL
Product: mal, T cell differentiation protein (MAL blood group)
Biological process (GO): myelination
Cellular component (GO): membrane
Molecular function (GO): structural constituent of myelin sheath
Source: RefSeq, a predicted model, not a curated record
UGAGUUAUCCCUGGAACAUUUCAUUCCAGCCCCCUCUGGGCCAGCAGGUCUCCACCACUAACCCUGCCUGGCCCAGGAGAUCUAAGGCUAGAUCCAAAGCUACAGGAAAGUUAAAAUCUAACAUUCCUCUCCCGCCCCCUCCCCAGGCUUGCAAACACAACGGGCAAGUCUGUCAAAUGAGCUGGCCACACCUAUGUUAGCUCCUUCCCUCUAGGCAGGUCGAUCAGUUACGAAUUCACCUGUCUCAGAGGUGGAGGCUGCAUCUGAAAGCCACGUCUGCUCCCAGCUGCGGUGGGUCAGCUGAAAGACCAAGAUGUCAUCCGCAGCCGCUUCAGUGUCCUUGCCUAGUGGCUGCUCUGUGCUGGCCACGUUUCCUGAUUUCCUCUUUAUCCCAGAAUUCGUCUUUGGCGGCCUUGUCUGGAUUCUGGUGGCCUCGACCCGUGUAGCUUCUGCAAUGAUCCAAGGCUGGGUGAUGUUUGUCUCCGUGUUCUGCUUCACUCUGUCAACGCUCCUCAUGUGCCUCUAUUUCUGCGGUGCGCACGGUGGGAAAUCGUCUUGGCUCGCAGUGGAUGCCUUCUACCAUUCAAUGGCUGCUCUGUUUUACCUGAGUGCUGCGGUUUUACAAGCCUUUGCCACCAUCCAGGCCAAAGACACGUUCUCAUUUAAAAUUUACCAGGAAGAUAUCUCAGCAGUGGUAUUCGCGUUUGCAGCCACCUUGACGUACGUGAUCCACAAAGCGUUCUCUCUGCUGCGAUGGAAAUCGUCAUAAAACCUCCAGCGCGGCCCCGAAGGAAUCCAGUUCGAGCAUCCUCCCCCGUUACUAGCUCAGCAGCAUGCGCCGUUGCCCAAUGACUCGUUGUACACUGGUAUGCACUGGUGUGCAGACUCCCCUACACUGCUUGGUACGUGGUGCCAUGACGAAGAUGACAAAAUCAGCCUGGAGACGCCUAUUUUUCAGCAAACCGGUUUCUUUUCGGUGUCUUGAAAGUCAGACUCAGGUCUGUGGUGGGGAUCCGCUUUGCUGAUCGGCUUUGUCCCCGCUCCCCGGGCCUGGGCCAGCUGCUGGCAUGAACCAAGGGCCUUUCUCAGCCCCUGCCAGGGAAGGAGGCCUCGAGCUUGGGUGGAACUUUGGUUUCCCAACAGUUCAGCCUCCGGAGGCCUGAGCACUGUGGGGUGCGUCUACAUGGCGCCAUUCCUUCGAAAUAACAGUGCGAGCGUCUCCACGGCCAUUUCGAAAUAACCGACGGCUUAGUCCGAAAUCUGUAAACCUCAUUCUACGAGGAAUAGCCCCUAUUCCGAACUAGGUAUUUCGAAAUAAGGCGUGUGGAGACGCUCCACUGCUGCUAUUUCGAAAUAGCCCCCACCAGGGCCUUUCUAAGUUAGCCUUCCCCAGUGCCUCCUGGGGCUCUAACUCGAGAUAGCACGUCCACAUCAGGAAAACCUGCCUCGGACUCAUUUUGAGGCUUCCCUGCAGUGUAGAUGUGCUAUUUCGACAUAAGCUAUUGCAGACUAAAUGUUCUGGAACAACUUAGUUCGAAAUAAGCGUGCAGUGUAGACGUACCCUGAGUCUAACUAAAGUCUUUGGGCUUAAUGUCAGGGCAUCGGGUGCAAGUUAAUUGGCCUGUGAAAUUCAGGGGGCUCAGAGCAGGUGAUUUUGGUCUAUUCUGGCC